Molecule: messenger RNA, 2185 nt
Organism: Ochlerotatus camptorhynchus
Lineage: Eukaryota; Metazoa; Arthropoda; Insecta; Diptera; Culicidae
Product: zinc finger protein 26-like
Exons: 5
Coding region: 96-2129 (677 amino acids)
Biological process (GO): regulation of transcription by RNA polymerase II
Cellular component (GO): nucleus
Molecular function (GO): zinc ion binding; RNA polymerase II transcription regulatory region sequence-specific DNA binding; DNA-binding transcription factor activity, RNA polymerase II-specific
Source: RefSeq, a predicted model, not a curated record
UUUCUAAGAACAACAUUAAAAUUUUUAUCUUUAGAUAACCCAGAAAGCACGAUAAUAAAUCAUUUUUACGAUAAUUGAAGAAGAUAAUUAGCACAAUGCAAGACUCCGAUGAUCUGGAACUGCAAGUCAAUGCAGACGAAAUGUGUCGCACUUGUUUGGGACAAUUCCCUCUCAAUCAGCUCAAACCAAUUUUCUGCAACGAAAUUCUUGACGGGAAGAUCGUUCCUUUUCCCCAAGUAUACGAAACCACAUUGGGUAUUAAGCCCGUGAAAAACGAUGUUUUCCCAAAGAAUGUAUGCGUUAAUUGCAAAACCAGACUGAAAGAGUUGUUUUCCUUCAAAGAGAAAACGUCGAAAUCGUUUGAUUUGUUGUAUGAAAUCUUUGGAAUUGAAAAACCUCCACCACCGCUUUCUCCUCUGUUGGCAAAGGUAAUGACUACGGCAGGAACUCAAACAACUGAAAUAGUCAUCCGGGAAAAAGACGUCAAUCUGUACAGAAGAUUUCUUACCAUCGAAAGAACUUCCAAACCUCCUACUAAUGAUUCCGCAUGUCAAGUAGAACCUGUGUUGGAAGAUUCAUCAAGUCAAACUGAACCUAUACUGAAACUAAUAAAGAACGCCUCAGUUCAAGUGGAUCAACCUACAGAACCAGCUGAGUAUUCGAAUGUCGAGCUAGAUGUGUCCUAUAAUGAAGAGUUACUUGAAGAAACAGAAAUAGGUGACGACAACGAGGAUGAAAGUUACACUCACAUGGAUGUGAUUGACGACAUUGAAGAAGUUGAUAUCGUGGCAAUCCAGGAAGAAAAUAUUGAGGAUACCGAAAUAACGGAGAUCACAGAUCAAGAAGAACUCAAUGUUGAUGACAAAGCAUCUAAAAGUAAAUCAAAUGGCCCAAUUAAGCUUGAGCCGCUAUCUGACCUUGAUUUGGAAAAUGAAGCAAUUGAAUAUUUAGCAUACGAAAUCGAUAAUGAACCAGAAGCAGAAACAGAGUCGGAAUCCUACAAAGUUUCGUCCAAAAAAGCAGUAUUCGCUAAGAAAGAGAAAGAGUGCACUUAUUGCCAAUUUAUCACAAACCUUGGUGCGGCGUUCGAUGAGCAUAACGCUAUACAUCAACAAACACUUGAAAGUAUUUUUGAUAGAGCGGAUUAUUUCCGUUGCACGAUGUGCAAGCUGGUUUAUGCGACAUCGAUUGGAUUGGAAAACCAUUUAAAUUCAAGAACAUGUACUCCGAUUAAUCCUAGAAAUUUUGUAGAAUCUAAUGAGAUGCUCAAACACGAACAGUUCUAUAACAAUGGAUUAGAUAUCUGUGUACCGAAGAUGAUAUCUUUUCAUAUGAACGAGGACUCGCAAGUCGUUUGCAGUGCAUGUAGUUUAGCCUUCGAAACACUUUCCGGUGCUGUAGAUCACUUUUCCUUCACACACCAACAGGAAGAAAUGAACAACGAUAUGAAUGAGACUUGGGAGGAGAACGGCUACAAUCAAAUCCACGCAUGUGGAAUAUGCAACGAACAGUUUUCGGAUGCAAGCUUCAUCAGACAACACGUCUACUUUCACCGACCUAGACAUGAGUGUCCAUUCGAUUGCAAGGAAUCGUUCAAAGAUUUCUAUAAACUAACGGUCCAUUUGAAUCGGAAUCAUCUUACAGCAACUGUCACUACUUCGUCUAGUGAAAAGAAAGAGGCUCUGCAAUCAGAUAUAGUUUGCCAAAUUUGUUUUAAAAGGUUUACCUCGAAAGCGUCGUUCAAGGUGCAUUCAAAGAAUCACUUCGCCGAUCGUCGGUACACAUGUACCAUGUGUCCCAAAGCCUUCCUGCAAAAAUCAGACCUUACUAUCCACAUCCGGUCGCAUACGGACGAGCGACCGUUUACAUGUAUCAUUCCCGGAUGUGACAAAAAGUUCAGAACAUCAAGCCACCGGCGGGAUCACAUGUCUACGCACGUCGAGGAGAAAAAAUACCAAUGUCAUAUCUGCCAGAAGUACUUUAAGGCUGAACGAAUUCUCCAGGGACAUAUAAGGCUACACUCAGGAUUUAAACCGUUUGAGUGCGCAGAGUGUGGAAAAACUUUCAGUCGGAAGCAUCAUGUGAAGCUGCAUAUGAAAACCCACGGAAAGGAUGUGAAUUUCACGUAAUCAAAAAUUAAGGUAUGUUUUAUUGUUUACUAAAGUAAGAAUAAAGUAUGAUCAUU